Messenger RNA from Physcomitrium patens, 2525 nucleotides. RefSeq names its product putative trehalase. Lineage: Eukaryota; Viridiplantae; Streptophyta; Bryopsida; Funariales; Funariaceae. The record is from RefSeq and is a predicted model, not a curated record. Gene Ontology annotation, biological process: trehalose catabolic process. Gene Ontology annotation, molecular function: alpha,alpha-trehalase activity.
GGGCAAGGAAGGACGGAAGGGGAAGCGGGUUGGUGGUGACUGGACACAUCAUGGCACCUUGCAACUAGAAGUCACAACAACUGCCCAUAAGGUCAUGUCUCGCCAUACUGGCUGGUGGAGCCAACAAUCGCGAUUGCGCUGCCAAGCGUGCAAGGCCGAGCGGCAGCCGGCCCCGCCACUGUACAAAUUUCUUUCCGUUCUUCCCGAGUCUGUUGAUAACUUCGAAUCACAAUGUCCUGAAAACUGUCGAGUUCCGUGCGUGAGAAGUGCGCAGAAAUUUCUUUUUGUGGUUUGGAUUGGGUUCACGGGCCCUUGUUCAUGAUGAGGGGGGAUCGGCCAUGCUGCCACUGGGCUCCAGAUCCUGUCCCCAGGCAUUAGUAUAAGUGCAUGCCCAGGUGAAGUACAAGACUUGGAGAUGUUCCUCAGAUCGUUGUGGAUCUUUGACUGUGAUCCGCCUCCUGGCCAUUUUUACACUCUGAUGCUUCUGCAGUGUGUCUUGAUCAGGGUGCCCUGUUCCUGAGAGAUCGCACUUGUGAAGUUGCGAUUGAUUGAUUGAUUGAUUGAAGUGAGUUAGGCUGCCAAGAACUGUUGUAGUGGUACUGUGGGGAUGGUAUUGGAGGGUUUCAUGGCGGCGUGUGGACAGACCGUCGUGUCCACUGGAGUGUCCAAACUCCUCACGCUGUUGGUCGCGAUCCAGUCUGCAGCUUUGGCAUCGUUUGGAGGAGGACCUGACUUCGACCCCAAGUACUACGUGGACAUUCCUUUGCGGUAUUCUUUGAACGAGACCGCUCGCGCAUUUGAUGCUCUGCCACGCUUGCAGAACAACACCAUUCCUCCAAGGGUGUUGGAACAGUUCUUGAGCCAAUACUUUGAGUUGGCAGACAGCAAUGUUAUUGCAGACGCUCCCAAGGACUUCAACCGAAUCCCUCAAAAUUUUUUGCCACUAGUGCACAACCCCCAGGUUCGAAAGUGGGCUUUGCAAAUUCAUGAGCUAUGGCUGGAGCUCUCACGGAAAAUUUCACCUUCAGUGGCGAUGAACCCAAACAAGAACACCCUGCUUCCAUUGAACAAUACUGUUUUGGUUCCUGGGGCAAGGUUCAGGGAGGUUUACUACUGGGACAGCUACUGGGUCAUCAAAGGUCUUCUUGUAAGCGGCAUGACAGACACUGCAAAAGGAGUGAUUGAAAACUUGAUGGAACUUGCAGAGCGGUAUGGGUUCGUGCCCAACGGAGCUCGUAUAUAUUACGAGAAUCGAAGCCAGCCGCCACUACUAAGUAUGAUGAUCCGUGCUGUAUAUGAGAAAACUCAUGACAAAGCUCUUCUCAAGCGUGCUUUGCCAAUUCUUCUUAGAGAGCAUGCUUUUUGGACUUCAGAGCCACACGAAGUCAGGGUGAGGGACAAAAAUGGCGAUGAGCAUCGUCUUAGUCGUUUCUGGGCUCAUUGGAACAGCCCCCGACCUGAAUCUUUCACAAUUGACACGCACGUGGCUCGAGGAAUGAACAAAAGCAGAGCUGCGCAGCUGUAUCAUGACAUUGCAACAGCUGCCGAGUCCGGUUGGGAUUUCAGUUCUCGGUGGAUGGAGGAUCAACAAAACCUUAGAACCCUCCGCACGUCCAUGAUUAUUCCUGUAGACCUAAAUGCCUUUCUCUUCCAGAUGGAAAAGAAUGUCGAGUAUUUCGCUAGUAUUCUAGGCAAUCAAACUAUUCAGACCCAGUUUGCAAGCGCCGCGAGUGACCGCCAGAGAGCGAUCCAAAGGAUUCUUUGGAGCAGGAAGAGAGGCCAGUGGUUCGAUGCAUGGCUGUCUCCCAAUGGAUGCAGUUUUAGCGAAAAUGACAACAAGACGAUUGUGUACGAGUGGAAGCAAAAGAGACUCACGUACGCCUCGAAUUUCGUCCCUCUGUGGGCCGGGGUUUUGCCCAAAGGAGAUCCGAGGAGAGCACUUGUCGUUGAAGCACUCAACAAGUCUGGUCUGGUAUUGCCAGCAGGCAUUGCCACUUCUCUGAGGAACACAGGCCAACAAUGGGACUUCCCUAAUGCAUGGGCGCCCUUGGUCGACAUGGUCAUUGAAGGUCUGGAUGCAAGUGGUAUUCCGAGAGGCAAAAUGAUGGCCAAGGCCAUUUCCCAAAGCUGGAUUCGUUCAAACUAUGAGGCUUAUCACCAGGUCGGCAAGAUGUUAGAGAAAUAUGAUGCCACCAGUUGCGGGAAGAUUGGAGGUGGCGGAGAAUACAAUCUACAGACCGGCUUUGGGUGGAGUAACGGUGUUGUCUUGUCGCUAUUGCAAAAGUACGGGUGGCCAGCUGACAAGCCCCUUUUCUGUCCCGAUGCUUUAUAGCAUGGUUCCGCCGAAGCGCACUAGUUUUGUAGAGUAGGCAUACCCUGUCAAGAGAACAAUAAUUAGCCCAUCAUUCUGGCGAAUGUGUGAUAAUCAUUGCGGAUCAUGUACAUAAAUCUGACUCUUAUGGGUCAAAUUUUAAGCUUUGACGAGUACGAAACUAAUAACACCUUAAAGAUGCAUCAUUCAGUUA